Neltuma alba is the source of this 637-nucleotide messenger RNA. RefSeq lists its product as uncharacterized. The transcript has 3 exons. The coding region runs from base 134 to 367 and encodes 77 amino acids. The record is from RefSeq and is a predicted model, not a curated record. NCBI's taxonomy places the organism in Eukaryota, Viridiplantae, Streptophyta, Magnoliopsida, Fabales, Fabaceae.
AUUAGGGUUGCGCCAUUAGCCAUAAAUCCGAACUCGCUUGCUCCUUCAGCUUCUCCUUCCGGAUUCAAUACCCUUUCCUAUCGUUGAUCUUGACUCAUUAGGGUUUUCAAGGUCUGAUCCUUUGCUUCAAGACAUGGGAGGGGGCAACGGGCAAAAGGCAAAGAUGGCUCGUGAGAAGAACAUGGAGAAGAUGAAGGCUUCGAAAGGAAGCCAGCUGGAGACAAACAAGAAAGCGAUGACGAUCCAGUGCAAGGUGUGUAUGCAAACAUUUAUGUGCACCACAUCAGAGGUGAAGUGCAGGGAGCAUGCUGAGGCUAAGCACCCUAAAUCUGACCUCUAUGCUUGUUUUCCCCAUCUUAAGAAGUGAACUAUUCUGGGGAGAGUUUGUGGAGACCUGUUGAUAUCCCUGUGGCCUUUUCCGCAAUCUACAUAAGUAUAUUUCUUGAGUUCUGUUUGUGUUAUAUUAAUUUGUCUUCUGUGUAGGUGCAUAUUGCGGGGACUAUGGAGGCCUUUCGUCCCCUUGAUAAAGUGAAAGAAACCUUGAAAUACUGCUUAAUGAUACUGGUGUUCCUUGGAAAACAUGCAUUCUGAUUUAUCCCAUGUCUGAAUCAGAAACGGCUAUUUUGGCCUCGUAUUU